AGAGUAAAUAUUUGUGGAGGUAAAAAACAAAUAAUGAAAAGAUUCCUCUCAGUCUUCAAAACCAAUUGCUCAUAUGCCUCUCAAAGCAGUUACUUCAGCCUCCUUGGUCUUGCUGCAUGUUGGGGUGAAAUCAUAAAGGAUUGAAACUAAUGGACUGAUUCCUGGUGUCACUAAUUUGUUAAACUUUCUUUGUUUUCUUUCCUGCUGUCUGCUUGGCUGUGAUCUUCACCCAAAGGUGUCUGACUUCCAAAGGUUACUAAUGUUUUAGCUGUUACUCUAAAACUGAGCUAUCUAAGCUUCACUUACAGUUGUUUCCUUGACUGUACCUGCCACUCAUUGCUGCUUCUGCUCUUACCUUCAUCAGAGAACCAAGAUUCUCUGAAUCCAAAGGACAGAGAGAACUUUUUUAAAACUAUCCACUAUGAAACUAAAACUAGACGUACAUGUCAUUUUCUUGCUUCCUGUGUACUUCUUAAUAUCUGUGUAUAGUGCCCUUGUAUUUAUUCCAUGGUAUUUUCUUACCAAUGCUAAGAAGAAAAAGGCUAUGGCAAAACGCUUAAAAGCUAAACCCAUCUCGGACAAGCCCGGAAGUCCGUACCGUUCUGUUACUCAUCUUGAGUCACUAGCAACCAUAGACGUUCCCGGAGCAGACACUUUGGACAAGUUGUUUGACCAUGCUGUAGCAAAGUUUGCGAAGAAGGACUGCCUUGGGACCAGAGAAAUACUGAGUGAAGAGAAUGAAAUGCAGCCUAAUGGAAAAGUAUUUAAAAAGUUAAUCCUAGGAAACUAUAGAUGGUUAAACUAUGAAGAAGUUAACCAGAGAGUGGAUCACUUAGGGAGAGGACUAGCUGCACAAGGACUAAAGCCAAAAAGUACCAUUGCCAUAUUCUGUGAGACCCGAGCGGAGUGGAUGAUUGCAGCACAAACCUGCUUCAAAUACAACUUCCCUCUUGUUACUUUAUAUGCCACCCUUGGUGAAGAGGCCGUAACCUAUGGUCUGAAUGAAUCUGGAGCAUCAUAUCUAAUCACCAGUGUAGAACUUCUAGAGAGUAAACUUAAGACUGCAUUGUCAGAAAUCCCCUGUCUCAAACAUAUCAUUUAUGUGGAUAAGAAGACUCUUAAUAAAUCUGAAUACCCUGAAGGACUAGAGAUUCAUAGUAUGCAGACAGUAGAAGAAUUAGGAGCCAAACCAGAAAAUUACAUCUCUCCAAGCAAACCUGUUCCCACAGACCUGGCUUUAGUAAUGUAUACUAGUGGGUCUACUGGGAGACCUAAAGGAGUGAUGAUGCUGCAUAAGAACUUGAUAGCUGGAAUGACAGGCCAGUGUGAGAGAAUACCUGGACUAGGACCCAAGGACACUUACGUUGGCUACUUGCCUCUGGCCCAUGUAUUAGAAUUGACAGCAGAAGUGUCCUGCGUUACCUAUGGCUGCAGGAUUGGAUACUCCUCUCCACUCACUCUAUCAGACCAGUCAAGUAAAAUUAAGAAGGGAAGCAAAGGAGACUGUACUGUACUGAAGCCCACACUCAUAGCAGCUGUGCCUGAAAUAAUGGACCGAAUUUAUAAGAAUGUCAUGAGUAAAGUCCAAGAGAUGAACUAUAUUCAGAGAACUCUGUUCAAGAUAGGCUAUGACUAUAAACUGGAACAGAUCAAAAGGGGGUAUGAUGCACCUCUGUGUAAUAUACUGCUGUUUAAAAAGGUAAAAGCAUUGCUAGGCGGAAAUGUGCGUAUGAUGCUUUCUGGAGGAGCACCCCUUUCGCCUCAGACACAAAGGUUCAUGAACAUCUGUUUCUGCUGUCCUGUUGGCCAGGGUUAUGGAUUAACAGAAACCUGUGGAGCUGGAACAAUUACUGAAGUUUCUGACUAUAGCACUGGCAGAGUUGGGGCUCCUCUUAUUUGCUGUGAGAUCAAAUUGAGAGACUGGCAAGAAGGGGGCUACACUUGUAGAGACAAGCCUAAUCCUAGAGGAGAGAUUAUAAUAGGUGGACCUAAUGUCUCUAUGGGAUACUUUAAAAAUGAAGAAAAGACAGAGGAUUUCUCCGUGGAUGAAAAUGGCCAGAGAUGGUUUUGUACUGGAGAUAUUGGAGAAUUUCAUCCUGAUGGGUGUCUGCAGAUCAUAGAUCGAAAAAAAGAUUUGGUGAAGUUGCAAGCAGGAGAAUAUGUAUCUCUGGGUAAAGUAGAAGCAGCACUAAAGAACUGUCCACUUAUUGACAAUAUCUGUGCUUAUGCCAAAAGUGAUCAGUCUUAUGUGAUCAGUUUUGUGGUUCCUAAUCAGAAGAAGCUGACUGUAUUAGCUGAACAGAAAGGUGUCAAGGGAACUUGGGUGGAAAUCUGUAACAAUCCUAUCAUGGAAGCUGAGAUAUUGAAUGAGAUUAAAGAGGUGGCAGAUAAGAUGAAAUUAGAGAGAUUUGAAAUACCAAUCAAAGUACGGUUAAGUCCUGAACCAUGGACCCCAGAGACUGGUCUAGUAACUGAUGCUUUCAAAUUGAAAAGGAAGGAAUUAAAGAACCAUUACCUCAAUGAUAUCGAGCGAAUGUAUGGAGGCAAAUAACCUUCUGAGCUACAUUGACUAGAAAGCUGUGCAGAAAGUUGCUUCUCAUACCCUACAGGACAGAACUCAAGCCUCAGAAUAUUGGACACCCUUGUGUACUGUAGAUACCACAGGUAGUUCAGACAAUACAUGAAAUCAGUGAAGACCUACCUAACCUGUAAAGCCAGGUCCUGUGGGGAAAAAACACUUGCUUAUGGAACCAAACUUUCUAGCUGCUAGCAGAAAACACUUAUCCACUUUAAACUGUUUCAUUUGUUCACUUCCACCUUGGAGUUAGAUGUGAUCAUGUGAAGCAGUGUGACUUGAUAACCUGAUUUCCACUGUUGCUUCUAUACCAUAUUCCAACUGCUUUCCCAUCUGUUCUUCUCCAAUUCCCUAUACAAAUAUGAAAAUGAGUUAAUAUGUAAAUCUGACAAUUCCUACAUCAGAGAAAGGUACUUGGUGAGGGGGAAAAAAUAAACAUAUUUAAGAUUUGCACUUCUUAUGCAAAAAGUGAAGAUGAAGUAGGAAAUUGUUAAAUACAAAGCAUUGCAGCUUUCGCAAAAGUAUUGGUGUAAUAUCUUAUCUCAGGUCCUGUCCUAGAUUAAAUGAAAAUGAAUAGUUUAACUUGAACCUGAUCUGUUUAUCACCGUUCCCUAAAAGGCCACUACAGAUGCAUAAAGCUCCUUUUAGAAUUUGAGUUGAUGGAAGAGGGAAAGAAAUCUGAGGUUAUUGCACUGCAUUUAAGCCCAGUUCUAGAUUCUGCUAUGGCCCCUCUGUAUUCAGAAGCUGUGAGCCAGAAGGGUAGCUUAAAAUACCACCUCUCCCCAUCCUACCCCAGUUAUGUCCUGUAUUGAACUCAGGUUGACAAGAUCCAAGACUUGGGCCUAUUGAUUAUUAACACUCAUGAAUAAAUUCUGUAGUAAGGCCACAGAAUUAAUUACAUGGCACUGAAAAUGCAUUACUGACAGUAGAUUUAAUCUUCUGCGCAUCCAGUUAUAUUAUGAAUAUUUUCAAUGCCUAAAAAGGAAUAUAAAAUACUUAGUGAAAUAAGAAGGGUGAACUGAAAGGCUUUUUUUAAAAUCAAACUACUCAGAAUUUCAUUCUUCAAGAGUGUUCUAUGAACAACUUAUCUCCAGUAGACUUUAAAUGUUCUGAAAUAUUUUUUAUACUUGCCACAAUGUUUGUUUUUAAUUCAAAACAGCAUUUUCAACUUUGGCACAAAGAAAAAAAAAGAUCCUCCAAAUGCUUAGUUAUAUAUGUAGCACUACUCACAUGAGUAAAGCUAAACACAUGUAAGAAUUUACAGGAUCAGGGCCUAAAACAUUUUGUAUUAACUUAUUUAAAAGUAUUACUAUUCACCUUUUAAAUAUGUCAAUCAAAACAAGCCACAGUUGGAAGCCAAGCAUUUCACAUAUUCUUCUUUUACCUACAGUUGAUGAGCUUGGUCUCUGGUUAGGGAUUUUUGUUCCUUAAACUUGUUAAAAGAAGAGAAAACACUUGAGGUAGAACUCUGUUUCUGAAAAUGUUUGUUUUAAAAACUGGAAACCGUAGAGGUGCUGAAGUGGGAAGGAGGCAAAUAAUACAAUAAUGGUUUUGCUACUGAGUGUGGAACAUCCCGUACUGUUUCUUCAAAAUCCUCAGUUAGCACUCUGGGCUCAUGUAUCUCUCUUAGAUGUUCCCCCUUGAACCAUAAAUACUGUAAAAAGUGGAAGCUCUUGCAACUGUUCUACUUUGCAUUUCUUUCUUAAUCAUUUUAUAUAUGUUGCUUACAUUUUGUACAGAUGUGGCUCUCAACUGUGAUAUUAUAACUUACUUUGAUCUAAAAUAUUUAUAAAAUAGAUUGUCUAUUCAUAAUAUUUAAAUGUUGUGUAUAUGAUGGUAAAGGAAAAUUAUCCGAUAUUGUCAUUGUCAAGAGUGAAGGGUUUUAUAUGAAACACAUAAUUCAGUAUAUAGUGAUUUUAAAAAACAAUCAGGGCAAGAUUUUCCUUCUGUGAGGUGUAUGUGUGAAUCCCCUUUUCCCAGCUCAACCAACUUUCAAAGUGAAAAUAAAUCAUGGUUAUGGAUUGGUUAA
This is a messenger RNA of Mauremys mutica (yellowpond turtle), 4604 nucleotides long. It is a transcript of the gene ACSL4, whose product is annotated as acyl-CoA synthetase long chain family member 4. The record is from RefSeq and is a predicted model, not a curated record. Gene Ontology annotation, molecular function: arachidonate-CoA ligase activity. Gene Ontology annotation, biological process: long-chain fatty-acyl-CoA metabolic process; neuron differentiation; long-chain fatty acid metabolic process. Gene Ontology annotation, cellular component: plasma membrane; lipid droplet; endoplasmic reticulum. Lineage: Eukaryota; Metazoa; Chordata; Testudines; Geoemydidae. The transcript has 14 exons. Bases 422 to 2551 code for a protein of 709 amino acids.